ACAGCCUCUGUACGCCAUAGCAGCUAGACACAUUAUUGAUUGUUCUCGGUGUGGUCAGGUGACUCUUCUCAGCUGCUUGACAGUCGAUCUCCUGCUCGCUGUCAUAACUGGCCAAUUUAUCUAACGUUAGUUGGGAUAACUGCUUUUCACGCAGAUAAAAGUGAUGUGAUGGAACUUAAUGUGUGAGCACCGAGAAAUCAGUACAUGGGAGAACAGAGGCUGCAGGUCAGACAGUGAACACAUCCACAGCUAAUUAUCUGGACUGAAGAAGAGAGGGUUAUUAUGGCUCCCACUUUGUUUGAUGAGAAACCAGAGCUUGGGGAUUUGAUCGAGAUCUUUCGAGGGACCUAUCAGCACUGGGCAGUGUACAUCGGAGAUGGUUUCGUCAUCCAUCUUGCCCCCCCAACUGAGAGCGCACAAGCUGGUGCCUACAGCAUGAUGUCAGUCCUGUGUGACAAGGCCAAGGUGAAGAAGGAGGAGCUGUGGGAGGUGGUGGGGACAGAUGAGUACCGUAUCAACAACCUGCUUGAUUCCAAAUACAAACCCAAGAGCCCUGGUGCCAUAGUGAGGGAUGCCCAGGAAUGGGUGGGACAGGAGCUGCCAUACUGUGUCUUUCGAGGGAACUGUGAGCAUUUUGCCACAGAACUGAGAUAUGGGAAAGCUGAGUCAAGACAGGUGCGCAAUGCCUUGGAGGUAGGAGUUGGAGUGGGGAUGGCUGCUAUGAUUGGUGUGGGAGUCCUUGCUGCUGCUGCUGCCAUCUUUGGAGGUGGGAGCAAAGAGAAGAAGAACAACCAGUGAGCUGAGAGAGCUCACAGAAAUGCACAACUACCCUGCCUUAAUUGAAUUCUGCUUGUGUUGCCAUACACCGACCUUUACAACCAACUCCAGGAAUGGUCUCCUGCACACUCCUCAGAUUGCUUCAGAUGUUCUAUUUUAUGAAGCAAAUAGCAGGCAGCUAAAACAAGAAAAUACAUUAUUUGAAUGACAUUAAAUGCGUGGUUUUCACAGUUGCUCACAGAACUUACCUCUGCACAUGUGAUUCAGUCUGUUGGUACAGAGUCCUGUUGAUAACCUCACUAAAACAAACAAAAAAAUGAUUAUUCUGUAAUCUUGUAUUUGUGAUUAGUUUUUAUAUGUAAUAUUAAAUAUGCUGAUCUCAGCAGUGGCUAGGGAACUUGAUGUGCAACCCAAUAAUGGUAGGUUAAAAUUCCAGUUUUGUGUAUCACUGGUGUGCUCUUGUGCAGAUUAAUUAACUGGAAUUACUAACUGAUUAAGCACUUUCAGGACAGUCCUGUUGAAGCUUCAGAUAUUGAGUAUCAAGCAAAGAUCUAUAAUCCCCUGAGAUCUAAAAACUCAAUGCGAAAGUAUGAUACUAUAACCUGUAAAAAACGAAUUCAGAUGCGUAUUAAAUGCUAUUAUAUUUUCAUUAACGUUAUUAUAAAGGCUUCCCUAAUAUUUUUAAUAUUGGAUAUUCAUGAAAUUUUACAACUGACACUCGCUGUUUAAGCAAUAUAAGAUAAAAAUAGAUUUUUUUAUUUACUGCAUUAAAAUGGUUACAAUUCAAUAAAGAAAACCAGCUAAAAUAACAUGUAUUAACAGUCUUCUGUCAAUCUAAUGUCUUUUAAUAGUUUGUACUGUAUUUGUAGUAUUGUUAUGAUGUUAAGAUUAAAAGAUUAAUAAAGAGUGGAUUAAAUUAA
Conger conger (European conger) is the source of this 1697-nucleotide messenger RNA. Its product is annotated as phospholipase A and acyltransferase 3-like. The record is from RefSeq and is a predicted model, not a curated record. The transcript is spliced from 5 exons. Gene Ontology annotation, cellular component: cytoplasm. Bases 283 to 798 code for a protein of 171 amino acids. Lineage: Eukaryota; Metazoa; Chordata; Actinopteri; Anguilliformes; Congridae. Gene Ontology annotation, biological process: N-acylphosphatidylethanolamine metabolic process. Gene Ontology annotation, molecular function: glycerophospholipid phospholipase A1 activity; A2-type glycerophospholipase activity.